AGUAGAGUCAACGCGAAUCUUUUUCGUGAAAACGGAAUCCGGAAAGUGUUGCCAAAGAGUAAUACAGCCGUUCCGAAAUGACUGAGAAAGUGACCUUUACAAUCAACGGAGAGCAACAUGAAGUCGGGGCGGACGUCUCGGCCGACACCAGCUUGUCCACUUACCUCCACGCGCAGCACCUGAGGGGGACGCGCGUCACCUGCGGGACCGGGGGCUGCGGCGCCUGCAUGGUGCUGGUGACGAGGCUGGAACCCGACGCAGGGGAGAAGAUGUCUUACUCGGCUCUCGGCUGCCUGAUCCCCGUGCUUGGCUGCGGCGGCUGGGAAAUCACCACAAUAGAGGGUCUUGGGAACCGAUUCGAAGGCUAUCACGUUAUCCAAGACCGCCUUGUGGAGCACUACGGUACCCAGUGUGGCUACUGCUCUCCUGGAAUGGUUAUGAGCAUGUAUGGGAUGACUCAGGAGAAAUCCAGCUGGACGGACGCCGACGUCGAGGGAAUCCUGGACGCCAACCUCUGCCGCUGCACAGGAUACCGACCCAUCGUGGACGCCUUCAAGGCCGUCACUGUUCAGGAUAUCGAGGACGCCCACACACUCAGCUGUCCCCGAACAGGUCAGCCUUGUAAGGGUCGGUGCUCCCUGAAAUCAGCUGACACCAAGACAAGCAGCUGCUCGAAGCAAAGUGAGAAGCCGGAGUCUCGGCUCCUCCAGCUGAGAGAUGCGACCUGGCAUCAACCAGCUUCCCUUCAGGAACUUUACGACAUCCUAAGUGGCUUGCCGCAGGGAGCCAAGUACCGGUUUGUAUGCAGUGACACAGCAAAAGGCAUCUAUCACAACGAGGGGCCCUACAGCACCUACAUCUCCACCACCAGCAUCCCCGAGUUAUCCCGCGUGGCAGCAUCUCCGUCUGGCUUGGUCUUCGGCGCCAAUGUCUCCAUCAGCCGCUUGAUGUCCGAAUUCUCCACCGCCUCGCAGAGUCUGUCCGGCUUCGGCUUUGCGGAGAAGAUCGUCAAGAUGUGGAAGAGAGUGGGUGGGACUGCUCUGAGGAACAUGGGCAGCUGGGCGGGCAACUUUGCAAUCAAAAUAGCGCACAGAGACUUUCCCUCUGAUGUCUUCCUGAGCCUCAUGGCGGCGGGGGCGGUAGUGAAGUCAGGCAGCCCUUACGGCGGAGACAAGGAGCACACCCUCGAUCACCUUCUGGACCUGGACUUCGAGUCGGAGAGGAGGGUGAUGCUGGAGCUGAGGGUGCCGCCGCUGAGCGAUGAGGUGUCUUACAGAGUCUUCAAAAUCGCUCCUCGCAACGCCAACGUCCACGCCUACAUGAACGCCGCCUUCAGCAUGCGGGUGGACAGCGCCAACGCCCACACGGUGAUCGGGCGGCCCUUGAUCCUGUUCGGAGGCAUCAAUGAAGACUUUCUGCAUGCCUGGGGCGCUGAAGCUGCUCUUGAGGACAACAGCUUAGAAGACGAAUCGAUAGUGCAGGCAGCUCUGAAAGCCCUUCGCGAUGAGAUCCAUCCAGACGACCUUCCAGAGAACCCCUCGGCGAAGUACAGGGUUGACGUUGCCCAGAGCCUGCUGUACAAGACAAUCCUCGGCAUCGUGGGAGACAUCGCCGACGCAAGUGUUGCCAGCGGAGCCUCAGACCUCGAGAGACCUCUGGCGACCGGACAGCAAAACUACGACGAAAACGCAGACCGUUGGCCCCUCUCGAAGCCCGUCACCAAAGUCGAGGGCCACAUCCAAUGCAGCGGCGAGGCUGAUUACGUAGCUGACUUGCCCCCGAUGUGCGAGGAGCUGAGCGGCUGCUUCGUCACCAGCACGCAAGCCAAUGCCAGGAUCGUCAGCAUUGACACAUCGGCAGCUCUGAUUCUUAUCUCUGACUCCCCCGCACAGCUCUUCGCCGAGGAGAGAAGCUCGUACUUCGGCCAACCUCUGGGCCUGAUCGUCGCCAAGACCGCCGAACUCAGCAAGCAAGGGGCCGCUGCCGUCGUGGUUACGUACGACGACAUCCAGGCCCCCGUGCUGACGAUCAAGGAAGCUCAGCAGCAGCCUCUUCCCUCCCCGCAAGGCGACCCGUUCGUGGAGGGCGAUGUGGAGGCCGGUUUCGCUGCUUCGACUCACGUGCUGGAGGGCGGUGUGGGUCACGAUUGGCAGUAUCACUUCUACAUGGAGAACCAGGCCACGCUAGCGAUCCCAACGGACGACGGACUCGAUGUGUUCAGUUCCUCCCAGUGGGCCAUCGAAACGCAGCGCUCCAUCGGCCAGGUGCUGGGGGUCCCUGACAACACCGUGAACGUGAGCGUGAAGCGGAUUGGCGGCGGCUUCGGCGGGAAAAUCACCCGCGGAAACAUCAUCGCAGCGGCCACGUGUCUCGCCGCCAGGAAAAUGCGCAAGCCUGUGAGAACCGUGCUGGAUAUGGCCACCUGCAUGACCAUGCUCGGAGGGCGUGACCCCUUCUGGAGCACGUACAAGGUCGGCGUCGAUGCUGAGGGAAGGCUACAGGCUGUCCAGGCUACGAUGACGAGCGAUGCAGGCUACGUGAACGUGGACCCUAACAACACCGCCUCCCCCCCUGCUGUACCGUCCUGCUACGUCUGUCCGAACUGGGAGAUAACACCGGUCACAGUGCUCACUAACACACCCAAUAACACCUGGACGCGGACGCCUGGAACUACCGAGGGCGUUACACUCAUGGAGACGAUCAUAGAGCACGUGGCCGUCGCUCUAAAUCUGGACCCCCUCCUCGUACGCCAGAGGAACCUCAUGCCGGAUGGGUCAUUCAGACGUGUUAGCGAGGGAGUUUUUCGCCUUCGCUGCGGCAGGGGUGGGCGAGAUGCCAUCGCCAUACCCAAGCAGGUCAAGGUGGAGAAGAACAUCAUUGGCGACAUGCUUACUCAGCUGAUGUCCAGCGCCGACGUCGAGAACCGGAAGCAGAUGGUCGACACCUUCAACAAGAACCACCUGUGGAAGAAGAGGGGGAUUUCGGUGAUGACGAUGCUGUGGCCACACGUGGUUCCCCUCCUCUACCCCAUGAACUCUCUGGUGUCCAUUAACCAGAGGGAUGGCUCUGUGGCCGUGUCUCAUGGCGGCUCGGAGCUCGGACAGGGCUUGAACACGAAGGUGGUGCAGGUGGUGUCGUACGAGCUCGGGUGCCCCAUGGAGGUCGUUGCGGUGAAGCCGACGACCUCGCACACCAACGCCAACUCCCAGGUCACGAGCGGCGCCCUCGGGUCCUACACGACCGCCUACAGCGUGAGUGAGGCGUGCAAGAAGCUCCGGGCGCGACUGGACGGCGUGAAGCAUGCCUUAGGCGUCGAGGACAUUCCGUGGAAGGACCUGAUCGAGGCGGCGGCCAGCGAGGGCGUCGAUAUAAGCGAGAGAUAUUGCAACGGUCCGGGCGAGGUCCUGUCCUACCCUGUGUUCGGCGUCUGCUGUUCUGAGGUCGAGCUGGACGUCCUCACCGGCCAGUUCUUGGUCCUCCGCACGGAUAUCCUCCAGGACGCAGGCACGAGUAUGAGCCCCUUGGUCGACGUGGCGCAGGUGGAGGGUGGCUUCGUCAUGGGCCAGGGACUCUUCACGUCGGAGAAGGCCAUCUACGACUCCGCCACUGGGAAGAGGAUCACGGAUGGCACAUGGCACUACCAGGUUCCCACCGCCCACGAUGUCCCAGCUGACUUCCGGGUGUCCCUUCUGUCUAACACGCCCCACCCCACCGGCGUCCUCGACUCGAAGGCCACGUCCGAGCCGCCAGUGCCUCUCUCGUAUACAGUGUUGAUGGCACUACGGAAUGCGGUCGCCAGUGCCAGGGCAGACGGAGGCACCGCGGGCUGGUUCGACAUAGAGGCACCGUUCAACGUCGAAAAGCUGCAACAGUUGUGUCUCGUAGAACCUUCCAGAAUGGUUCUUCAUCCUGGCGGUCGCUAAAUGUCUGGUUGUUGUUGUUGUUUUGUUUAUCUUAUAUAAGGAAACAAGGUGGAUUGGAUGAUGCCUUUUCUCUCUUUGUGGGUUCUUAUUUGUGGUGGUUUUGUGGUGGUGGCGAUAAUGAUGAUUGACAAUGAUAAUGAUGAUGAUGAUGAUGAUUGAUAAUGAUGAUGAUAAUGAUGAUGAUUGAUAAUGAUAAUGGUAAUGAUAAUGAUAAUGAUAAUGAUAAUGAUAAUGAUAAUGAUAAUGCUGAUGAUUGAUAUUGAUAAUGAUGAUGAUGAUGAUUAUUAUUGUGGAAUUCUAUGCACUACUGAUUAUACCUGGAUUAUACAAUGUCGCUAUGCUAUGCUGUACACUGCUCUGUUAUGAUAUAUAUCGCUUUGUUGUAUAAUAAAUAAUACUUAAAAAAUAACCACUCGCAUACAUUUCGAGUGUUUCCAGUUUAUGUCAUUUAUGUAUCUAUUUUAUAGUAUGUAGUGUCUUAUGUUCCAUGAUUUUUUUAAUGUCUCGGUGUAAGUAUUGAAUAAAAUUAUUAUUCAUAA
This is a messenger RNA of Penaeus chinensis, 4462 nucleotides long. RefSeq names its product indole-3-acetaldehyde oxidase-like. The transcript has 30 exons. The record is from RefSeq and is a predicted model, not a curated record. Gene Ontology annotation, molecular function: iron ion binding; FAD binding; oxidoreductase activity. The coding region runs from base 78 to 3923 and encodes 1281 amino acids. NCBI's taxonomy places the organism in Eukaryota, Metazoa, Arthropoda, Malacostraca, Decapoda, Penaeidae.